UGGGUUGUUAGGAUGACCCAACUGCUGGGUUGUUAGGAUGACCCAACUGCUGGGUUGUUAGGAUGACCCAACUGCUAGGUUGUUAGGAUGACCCAACUGCUGGGUUGCAGGCAUUGGGUCACUUAUUUGGCUUGUUUUCUGUAGACCUUUCAUGCAGUCAAAUUACCUAGUGGCCUCAUGGGUGGAAUGUUAUGAAUAUUUUUCAUAAUUUCAUAAUUAAUGGCAAUUAACAGUUUUGUUAUAUUUCAGUCUUCUGUGAUGUGUGUAAGUGUAAUAUUGGGAUGCAAACUCAAAAUGUAAUACAUUUCAACUAUAUCUGACAUGUUACAGGUGUCUUCUUUUUUUUAAGCCCAUAACCAUGUGUGUGAGGUGUAUACUUUUGUUUCAAAGUAUAUCUGUUUAAGACUAUCAAGAACCACUGUGACCCUGAUUUGCCCAUUGCAGUAAAAGGUUAGAAAUAGCAGGGUUGGGUUGAUGAUGCUGGGUUAUAGGGAUAUGACCUAGCGGGUCAGAUCAGAAGACUGGGUGUGCUGCUUAUUAGGGGUGUGGCUUUCAGAUAGUUAUUUUUGGCCACCUGCAAGAGUAAAUUGAAAUCCCGUUCAUCUGUUUUGCUGUAUUGUUAUCACAUUGGAGUCAGGGUGUUUGCAGGGUUUGGUUCCAGACCAGCUCUAAAACACCUGAUUCAACUUAUCCUAGGGGAUGUGUGAAUCUCACUCCUCAGCCAUGUGUCCCCACUUGCCCUGCCGAAUAGCUAGCUUUUCGGAGGCGCUGACUGGUAAGACUUUGAGAAGGCGAUCACGUGUGCUAGCAAGGCAGAGGUCCUAAGUUUGAGCCUCGCUGUGAGCCGUAUCAGGAGGAAGCGGUUCUCGCUAAGCAAGCAGCGUGAUGUCCAUUACACCCGUACACACUGUGGCACCUGUAUGUAGUUCUUAUGUUCCUUCCUUCAUGCCAGAUGCUUACCUGAUAUGCCUGGCAAGACCUUGCGGUGAUCUCCCCUCCUAAACAUGUGUCACUGUCCCCAUUCGAGUGGAAAACAGGAGGUGCCUGAAUAUUGAUGCUAUCAGGGGCUCUAAUGACCUGGGCUUUUGACUGGGUCAUUUCAUCCAAGUCACUUCACAGUAGAGCCCUGCACGGGCAUGAAUUUUAAGCUCUAGCACUACCCAUGCUGCAACAUUCAGGCCCUACCCUACCCAGGGACGACUGCUUCUGACAAAUUUAAGGCCCUGCCCGAAACCUGAAAUUAGAAAUAACUUCCUCCGAUAGUAAAUCCAUUAGCUGCUCCUCUCUGUCCCUGCGCUCUGUUCAUGGUAGCUCUGAGUCUGUGAGUAUCCAUAGCAACGGCUCCAUUUGGGCUGCUCUGCUCAAUGAAGAGACAUGAGAGAGAACUUAGCUAUACUUUUCGUCACUCUAAACUGAAACAAAACUCAAGGAACAUUAUUAUUUUCUGUGAAAUAAUCUCUCCUGUUUUAUAUUUGAUGAGGUUGAAGCACUUCUGACACCACGUUAUGAUCUUAGUCAGAUAUGACUGUACUGUGCAUCAGAGCAUGAGCAAAUGACUCAGCUUCAAAAUGUCAGUGAUCAAUUUAGUGAUACCUGAGCCCUGCCGUACCCUAGUUACCCUGCCUUAACUCAAUGUAUAAUAUCUGGGCCCAUCGGGCUGGGGUCAGGUAGCAGACGUCUACUUCACAGGCUAUACAGAAAUAACUUAGUAAUGUUAUUAGGUUGAAAUAUACAGUUAUAGAACUUGGGCUGGGGCUCUCUCCAUGUUGGCUGUGACCCAUUGAUUGGCCUCUCUGGGGAAAUGAUCACCCUAUUCUAACAUUCAAUAUAGUGGAAACCGGCGCUUAUUAUUUGUCUGAAUUAUUGAUGGAUUAAUGGCUGUUUUUAUUUCCAGACCCAGACAGCGAUCCAGACAGGGCCCAUUCUUGUAAGAAUUGAUUGCCAAUUGUAUUGCUGGUGAGGUUUGGAGUAGCACCUGAAGUUAGUUAGAAAUUGAGCUGCACCAGGGCCAAUAUUGCAGCUUGUUCCUGACUUCAUAUAGCCUGCCCUGAAUAGUGAAUGUAGACUGAACCUCAUAAGCCCCCAGAAAACGGUCUGGGAAACUGAGGAUAGUGAUCUCAUGAUGAAUGACUCGUCCCCUUUCAAGUGUAAUUUAAACUGGUAAACCGAGCCUGCAAUGUCAGACCACAGACACAAUACCAGUCUCGGGGGCUACUGUCCCUUUAAAUACGAGCCCUCAGCCCGCCCUCGGAUGGGAACACCGUAGUCAAGGCUCCACGAGAGAUUGGGGCCGUUGUCUGGUGUCGAAGCAUCAUCUAAUGCACCUUGCAGAGAGACAAUUGUUCAAAGCCUUCUCUAGACCGCCAGAGAAGCGCUGAUGAAACGGAGGCGGCGAAGGUCUGUGUCCUUGCUUGGGCUAUUCUCACAAGCAGUCGGGAGCUUCCCGGACAGCGAGGCCAAGGGAGAGGAGACGAGUGACGGGCGUGCUCCAUCUGUCCUCACCGGGGCUUGUUGUGCCAGCUGGCCUCGCCUCUCUCCCAUCAAUCGAACGGUGCAGGAACCUCUUGUUCAUCCGCCGGCUACCGCAAGGCAGAUGAUGAGAUGUCCGGGACUACUUCGCAGGCAGAUCCCAUAGAUGCUACGGCACGGACGAUUCUGCUAAACCAACCUCAGAACACCAAGUUCUGUGACAACCAUGUCAGUACCACUAAGUACGGGGUGUUUACCUUCCUGCCUCGUUUCCUGUACGAGCAGAUCCGCCGCGCUGCCAACGCCUUCUUCCUCUUCAUCGCCCUAAUGCAGCAAAUCCCUGAUGUGUCUCCUACGGGUCGUUACACCACCCUGGUACCACUCAUCUUCAUCCUCACUGUGGCCGGGAUCAAAGAGAUCAUAGAGGACUAUCAAAGACACAAGGCAGACAACACAGUCAACAAUAAAAAGACAACAGUUCUGAGGAAUGGAGCCUGGCAGACCAUCAUAUGGAAACAGGUGGCAGUAGGAGACAUAGUGAAGGUGACCAAUGGGCAGCAUCUUCCAGCUGACAUGGUCAUAGUGUCCUCCAGUGAGCCUCAGGCCAUGUGUUACACUGAGACCUCCAACCUGGACGGAGAAACCAACCUGAAGAUCAGACAGGGUCUCACUCACACAGCUGGUCUCCAGUCUCUGGAGGAGCUGAUGGGUCUCUCUGGCCGUCUGGAGUGUGAAGAGCCCAACAGACACCUGUACGACUUCACUGGGACCCUACGGCUGGACAACCAAAAUGCGGUUCCUCUUGGUCCUGACCAGGUGCUACUGAGAGGUGCCCAGCUCAGAAACACACAAUGGGUUGUAGGAAUUAUAGUUUACACUGGACAUGACUCCAAACUGAUGCAGAACUCGACCAAGGCCCCUCUGAAGCGUUCUAACGUGGAGCGGGUGACCAACGUCCAGAUCCUGGUGCUGUUCUGCAUCCUCCUGGUGAUGGCGCUAGUGAGCUCUAUAGGAGCCUCCAUCUGGAACAAACAACACACUGAGGAGGCCUGCUGGUACCUGUCACGCGCAGGGGACAUCUCCACUAACUUCUGGUAUAACCUGCUGACCUUCAUCAUCCUCUACAACAACCUCAUCCCCAUCAGCCUGCUGGUCACUCUGGAGGUGGUCAAGUUCACACAGGCACUCUUCAUUAACUGGGAUGAGGAGAUGUACUACUCUGAGACAGACACACCCGCCAUGGCUCGAACGUCCAAUCUCAACGAAGAACUGGGCCAGGUGAAGUAUCUGUUUUCUGAUAAGACAGGAACUCUCACCUGUAACGUCAUGCAUUUCAAGAAGUGUACCAUCGCUGGAAUCACAUACGGCCACUUCCCUGACCUAGAUGUUGAUCGUUCCAUGGAGGACUUCAGUCCCCUGCCGUCCAGCAGUCUUAACUCCACAGAGUUUGAUGACCCCACUCUCAUCCAGAACAUUGAGAAGAACCAUCCAACCUCUGCCCAAAUCUGUGAGUUCCUGACGAUGAUGGCGGUGUGUCACACAGUGGUCCCAGAGAGAGAGGAGGACCAGCUUAUCUACCAGGCCUCCUCGCCAGAUGAAGGAGCUCUGGUAAAAGGAGCCAAAGGUCUGGGCUUCGUUUUCACAGCAAGAACUCCUGGCUCCGUUAUCAUGGAAGCUAGGGGGAAGGAGAAGAGCUUUGAGUUGCUGAAUGUGCUGGAGUUUUCAAGUAACCGUAAGCGCAUGUCUGUAGUGGUCCGAACCCCCGAUGGGAAACUGCGUCUGUACUGCAAGGGAGCAGAUAAUGUGAUUUUUGAGCGUCUCACUGAUGCGUCUCAGUACAAAGAGCUGACCAUCGCACACCUGGAACAGUUUGCCACCGAGGGUCUGCGGACUCUGUGUUUUGCCUAUGUUGAUCUGGAGGAGGGGGUAUACCAGGAGUGGCUGAAGGAGUACACCCGUAUUAGCACUAUCAUUAAAGACCGGGCCCAGAAACUAGAGGACUGCUACGAACUACUGGAGAAGGACCUGUUGUUGUUGGGGGCCACAGCUAUAGAGGACCGUCUCCAGGCGGGGGUCCCUGAGACCAUCGCUACUCUGAUGAAGGCCGACAUCAAGAUCUGGGUCCUCACUGGAGACAAACAGGAGACCGCCAUCAACAUAGGUUACUCCUGUCGUCUAGUUUCCCACGGCAUGUCCCUCAUCAUCGUCAACGAGGACUCACUGGAUGCUACACGUGCCACCCUGACAGCUCACUGUACGUCUCUGGGUGACUCUCUGGGGAAGGAGAAUGAGUUGGCUCUGAUCAUCGAUGGACAGACCCUGAAAUACGCCCUGUCCUUCGAGCUCCGCCAAGCCUUCCUAGACCUCGCCCUGUCCUGCAAGGCCGUCAUCUGCUGCAGGGUCUCUCCCCUCCAGAAGUCUGAGAUAGUGGACAUGGUGAAGAAGCAUGUGAAGGCCAUCACUCUGGCCAUAGGAGACGGGGCCAACGACGUGGGCAUGAUCCAGACUGCCCACGUGGGGGUUGGCAUCAGUGGCAACGAGGGCAUGCAGGCCACCAACUCCUCGGACUACUCCAUAGCACAGUUUUCCUACCUAGAGAAGCUGUUGCUGGUCCAUGGGGCGUGGAGUUAUAACCGUGUCACUAAGUGUAUCCUCUACUGUUUCUAUAAGAAUGUGGUGCUCUACAUUAUAGAGCUGUGGUUUGCCUUUGUGAACGGCUUCUCUGGACAGAUCCUGUUUGAACGCUGGUGUAUAGGCCUCUACAACGUGAUCUUCACAGCGCUGCCUCCCUUCACUCUGGGGAUCUUUGACCGGCCAUGCAGUCAGCAGAACAUGCUACGCUUCCCCCAGCUAUACAGGAUUACCCAGAAUGCCGAGGGCUUCAACACCAAGGUGUUUUGGGGUCACUGUAUAAAUGCUCUGAUCCAUUCCAUUAUUCUCUUCUGGUUUCCACUCAAAGUUCUAGAACAUGACAGUCCUUUCAACAACGGUCAUGGAACUGACUACCUGUUUGUGGGGAACAUGGUCUACACGUAUGUGGUAGUAACAGUGUGUUUAAAAGCUGGUAUGGAAACCACUGCCUGGACCAGGUUCUCCCACUUGGCAGUGUGGGGCAGUAUGAUUCUCUGGAUGCUGUUCUUCACUGUCUACUCAGCUUUCUGGCCGUCCAUCCCCAUUGCUCCUGACAUGCAGGGCCAGGCUAGCAGAGUGAUGCAGUGCUGGCACUUCUGGCUGGGGCUGGUCCUGGUGCCAGCAGCCUGUCUCCUCAAAGACUUUGCCUGGAACGCGGGUCGUCGCACUGUGAAGAAGUCUCUUCUGGAAGAGGUUCAGGAGCUGGAGGCCAGGGCUGUAGACCCAGGGGCCGCCGUGCUCCGAGACGCCAGCGGACGCAGUCUGAACGAGCGUGCCCACCUGUUGACCCGGGUCUUUAGGAAAACACCCUCCAACGUGGGCCGCAAAAACUCUGUGCAGCAGAGCAACGUGUCCCAUGGCUAUGCCUUCUCCCAGGAGGAACAUGGGGUGGUGUCUCAGUCACAGGUGUGUCGAUCCUACGAUACCACCCGCCAACGGCCCAGCAUCUAGCCCCUCCCACUGCCCCGCCCUCAGCCCACCUGGCUACGGGGUGCUUGGCAACAGUUGCCAAGGUGGCCACAACGGUUGCCAAGGCAACAGUGGAGACAGACUAUGCUGAGUGACCGACCCUGCUGUGGCCUUACUGGAACUUAUACUGACUUUGACCCCUGGAGAUCAUUGCUAGGCAUGGAACACUGACUAAAGGGAAGGGACCAGACCCGUCUAUACUGUCCAACCUGGUCUCCGCUCUACACAUAUAUAUAUCUCCGCUCUCCGCUUCGCUAUAUAUAUAUAUAUAUAUAUAGAGCAGACACACAGGCAUGAGUAAUCACAACCACACAAACAGACAUAAUAAAUCAACCACAGACUAAUGUGUAUCUAAUCAUAGCAUGGACUGGGUUUAGUUUAUGCACCUGUGCGUCUUUGUCCGUGUGCAUGGCUGUGCUUCUGAAUGUAUCUGCCCUUCUGUCUGUCUGUCUGUGUGUGUGCGUGUGUGUGCUGCUCGCGUGUGUGUGGUGUGUGUGACCGUGUCCACACUCCCUCACAUCUCCCUCUCCUGAGCAGGGGUUUAACUCAUCCGUCAUCACCGUGGCCAUGGGAGAAAGGGAGGAAGAGGAGGGGGGCACUUUAACAUAAACACCAAACACACACUGGCCUAGGAGGGAUUCCUCUCAGAGAGCUGAAGAGGGGGAUUGGAGAGGAGGGGCCACCCUGUAGACCUCCAUCAGCUUCUUUAACUCUUAUUCUCCCUUUCACUAUUCUAUCUCUCUGCGUUUCUCUCUCACUCUUGCUCUCUCUGGAUCAGUGACCUCCUCGUCUCUCUCCCCCUCAUCUGCGGCACGUCUCCUCUUCCUGCUCGGUUGAAUCUAUUUUCCCUUGUAUUCCGCCACUGCUGUGAUUCCUGCCUGUCGCCCCAGGAUGCCGAGUUAGCAGCAGCCUGGCUUGUAGUGCUUCCUCUGUUUGUUGGGUUCUCAAUUCAUCUAUGGACUUAUUCUUUGUUGAAUAAAAUGGACUUGUGUCUCUGUCUUUUAA
Salvelinus fontinalis (brook trout) is the source of this 7074-nucleotide messenger RNA. It is a transcript of the gene atp8a2, whose product is annotated as ATPase phospholipid transporting 8A2. Gene Ontology annotation, biological process: neuron development; phospholipid translocation. The record is from RefSeq and is a predicted model, not a curated record. Gene Ontology annotation, molecular function: ATPase-coupled intramembrane lipid carrier activity; magnesium ion binding; ATP binding. Gene Ontology annotation, cellular component: plasma membrane. Bases 2602 to 6051 code for a protein of 1149 amino acids. Lineage: Eukaryota; Metazoa; Chordata; Actinopteri; Salmoniformes; Salmonidae. The transcript is spliced from 36 exons.